CGCACAGGACAGUUCAAACGUAAUAGUUCAAGAGACUAGCAGUCCUUGUACUUCCGGUUCUUGUUGCCGCAAAACACGGGUGAUUCCGAGGGACCAUAAUCAAAUUCGGCAGAGCCGAAACCAAGCAAACCAAACAGUACCAGUUUAGGAUUCUCCCCUUGUUAGCCGUAUACUUCUUUCGUGAAAGCUUUGUGCUUCAGCCUGCUCUGAUCUUUCCUGCCGGCGUUGCGCGCGACAGCCGCUUCCCACCAUGGCGGCACCAGCCACGGAGCAGAAGCCAUGGGAGGGAGGUGUGCUCCUAUACUGCGGUGGAACGGACUACGCGCAGCUUGGACGGACUGGCGGCAAGACUAAGAAAGAGGAUCUGGACAAGGAGUCAAACUACCCUAACCUGCUGCGCCCCACGCGGCUGAAGACCUUCAAUGAUGUGAAGGUUAUGUUCAUCGCUGCGGGACCAGCGGCUUGCCACUGCUUUGCCGGGGACUCGGCGGGUAACCUUUAUAGCUGGGGAAGAAACGAGAAAGGCCAGCUGGGCCACGGUGACUUUGCGCAACGCAACGUCCCCGCCAAGCUUGCUGCUCUAGAUGGGAAGUUUGUGAUUGGAGCCUCCGGGGGUCGCAACCACAGCGCCGCCGUGUGCCAGGACGGCAGCUCCUUCGCCUGGGGCAUCAACCAGCACGGCCAAUGCGGUACGGGUGUUGUGAAGCCCGCCAAGGCGCCGCUCAAGGAAGACAUCAUCCUGACGCCCACCCGCUGCCUAAUCGAGGGCUGCACCCAGGUGGCGUGCGGCAUCGACUUCACCAUGUGGAUCUGCGACGGAAGGGUGAUGACUGCGGGCAACGGGCAGUACGGAGUGAUCGGGGACGGCAUCGACCACUCGUACAACGCCAAAGACUCCAGCAUCCAGAUCCUGUACGAGGCGGUCGCCACCCCCCGCCGAGUGGCGGGUCUGGACGAGGUGCGGGUGCUGCGAGUGGCGGCGGGACACAGCCACUGCCUGGCCAUUGACGACCAGGGCUCCUGCUACAGCUGGGGCAACGGAGGGUACGGCAGGCUGGGGCACAAGAUCCAGCAGGACGAGGACAAGCCCCGCAAGAUCGAGGUGUUCACUCGCCGCAACCUGGUACCCAGCGAUGCCAUUCUGGCCGCCGGCGGCACCUCCUCCUUCUGCACCGGCGUGGCGGGUCAGGUGCACUGCUGGGGCAAGCUCAAGGUCAACGGAGACAACCAAAUGUACCCUGUUCCCAUCAACGACCUGGUCGGGUGGAACGUGCGCAGCUUCGCAUGCGGCCCCGGCACCUUUGCAGCCGCCGCUGACAACUCGGUGAUCACCUGGGGGGCGGCGACCAAUGGGGAGCUGGGCUUUGGACCCAACAAGAAGAGCAGCGCCAACCCAGCAAAGUGCGAGCCCCUGGACGGCGGGCACACGCACCAGGUGGCUUGCGGCAUCGGCUUCACCCUGUUCCUCGUCGACCCCAGCCACUCCAGGCUUCCCGAGGCUCCGGAGUGGGAGAGCUCAAUACCCGUGGAGGAGGCGCCUGCGCCCGAGGCGUUAGCUGCAGCGGGAGCCAAGGGCGGCAACAAGCGCAAGGCCGCUGGGGAGGGCGCGGCGGGGGCGGCUGCCAAGGGCAAGAAGGCCAAGUAGAGAAGCGGCGGUCGAGUGCGCAGCGCUUCCUCUUGUAGCUGUCUUCAGAAGGGAAAAAAGGAGGAGCAGCGGUGGGAAUCAGUUAGCCAUCGUUACAAAUAGCAGCAAGGAUGUCUGCAGUACCUAGGGUCUUGUUACCUUUGUUUGAGGAGGGGGGUAAAGAGGAAAUCAACUUUAGUGAGGAAGGGGGUGUUGGGAUGGGGGUCGGCAUGCAUGGUACCUAGGGGUGCACUGCUACCAGCAGGGCUGCAGGGCGUAGCUGCGGCGUGGUGCAGAAAUGAUGCCUCUUCAAGGGGGCUUUUCGGCCGUAGGCCAAUGACCGACCUUCAGCAAAGCGACACCACGAUAUUGAGAGACUUUAAAUGUUUGGAGGAAAGCACGAUAUGGUUUUACAGGGACCUCUCUAGGACUGGGCGAAUGUAGGGAGUUUGGCAUCCGCGGGAGUGGCGCUUAGGAGGGGAAAGGGACUGGGUAUGGCCCCAUCGUUGGCAGUGGUAGUGACGACUGACAGAGAUCUAAUUUCCCCACUGUUGGCUAGCGCAGCGCUGGGUGCUCUGGGUGCUUGUUUGACGGGCAUCUCUCUCGCAAGCUUUCGUCCCUGUUGUAUUGCCGUAUCAUCAUACAGCAAUUGCGUCUGCCGUACCUUGAAAGACCACACCCGUUACGGAGUUGGCAAGCCUCUUGGCACGUCAUACUCGUGUACUCUAGCUUGUUGAGCCUAAGAUGAUUACGCCACUGUCGGCAACGAUGAUGUUGUGGGAUGGUCAAUGACCAGCUUGGGGGGGGGGCGCAAAACUCAAGGCAACGGGCUGUCGGAGGGGCGGUCGCCUUUCAGACAGUGGCUUCCUUGCUGCGGGGCCUAGUGCACGGUUACGUGGCUUCCGAAAAUGUACAAAGAAACGACUUCGUUUGUCGCCUGGAGGGUGCUGGACCUAAGGCUUUGCGCGGGUUGCCUACGUUGUCUCCCUGUGACAUGUCAGGCGCAGAAAAUCCUCUGUUGCCGUCCAUGUGUUACCAACAUUUCAGACAAAUACCUAAGCCCUUUGCUAUUGUCGUUUAGACGCCGUACGGCCAUCAGUGGAUUAGAUGCCUGCAGACCCUGAGCAGUCUCUGCACUCAUGCUGUGUCUGCCUAGCCUAGGGGCCGUCCGUCAGUACUAAUGGAGCUAUUGCAUUGAAGCACCCUUAACUUCACUUGACGCCCACACAACGUAAAAGGGGGAUCAUGGAAAAACCAAAAGUACGGUAUUGUGGUGAUGGG
This is a messenger RNA of Astrephomene gubernaculifera, 2905 nucleotides long. The record is from the annotation of a GenBank genome assembly. NCBI's taxonomy places the organism in Eukaryota, Viridiplantae, Chlorophyta, Chlorophyceae, Chlamydomonadales, Astrephomenaceae.